AUGGGUGGGAUGCCCCCGGGCGCUGGAACCGCUGGUCCUGGUGGCCCUAUGCCGAAUGCCCAUGCCCUGUCCCAUCUGAAUCCUACGCAGGCGCAUAUGUUUCAGCAGCAGGCCUUUCAGCAAAAUUUCGCGAAUAACCCGCAAUUACUCCACCAGCAACAGCAGCAUCAACAGUUCCUUCGUCAGCGCAUGAUGAUCCAGCAGCAGCAGCAGCAACAGGCACAACAGGCGCAACAACAGCAUGGUCUGCCCGUAUCGCUACCCAAUGGUACUCAGGGCGUGAGCGCUGCUCAGCUGGCUGCGAUGCAAGCGAACCCUGGUGCCAUGCGUCCAGUCAACGCAAUGAUGCACCUUCAACAGCAGGUCCCUCAUGGCCAACCCCAGAACCUCCAGCAGCAGCAACAGCAGCAGCUCUUCGCCCUCCAGCAGGUGCAAGCACACCAAGCCCAGCAGCAAGCCCAGGCCCAGGCCCAGGCCCAGGCCCAAGCCCAGGCGAAUAAUGCCCAGGGUGGUCAGCAUACACCGCAGCGUGGUUCUGCGCAGCCUCCCAACAUGCACGAGGCUCAGGGCACGACUCCUCAGUCCCAGCAUGGCCCGCCGCCGCAAAGCGGUACCCCUCAACCAAACCACACUCCUCAACCUCCCUCGACUCAACCCCAACAGCCGCAGGGUGGACCUCACCAAGGUCAGGCUACUCCAAACCCCCAGCCACAGCAGUUGCCCCAAACAUCACAACCUGGCCCGCAGCCUGGACAUCCUGGACCUCAAGGACAGCCUCAGCAUGGUAUGCCGGGUCAGCCAGGCCAGCAACCCGGCCAGCAGGGCCAGCCAAUGACUGCCCAGGAGGCGCAGUUGAAGGCCCAGCAGCAACAGAAUGCUGCUCUGAUGAUGCAGCAAAGAAUGAAUCGCCAGGGCGCAACGAUUCUAUGCUUGCAUGCGUAUGCGGAACACCUGAGCGGAUUCCAGACUCGCGGCGAAGCGCACGACCUUAUGUAUUGGCAGUCCUUUGUUGAUCGAUUCUACGCCCCUGGCGGUGUGUUGCGGCAGGGAGUAUGGAACCCCCAGGUCGGCGCCAAGCAGUUCGAAAUUUCGACUCCCGCGUUGGCCCGGUAUUACCUCACUCAAUAUACCAGUGGUAUUCGUCAGAUUCAAAUGGUUGUUGAAGGUGCCCGCGAACGGGAUAUGCCCAAUGGAGGACAUAUGGUAGAGAGCGCUCGGACUUCAUUCAUCUAUUGGUUCACGAAUGAUUGCCAGCUCUUUACCCAUGGUCAACUACGCGCCCAUUUCGAUAUGGCUAACAAGCUCGAGAUGCUGGACAUCACUGUUACCAGCCAUAAUGAGUUUAUUCCUCGGAGUCUGCUUCAGUCCAUGGAGCUUUCCGAGCAGAAGCAGAGCCCCAAGGUCUCGAAAAAUGCAGCAAAGCGCAAUCAAAAGCAAGGCCCGCAAAUAUCUCUGCCCGAGUCUAUGGUCACUUCAAACGCAGAAUCCACAAUUUUCACCCCCGAAGCCCUCCACAACCUGGUCGGCACCUUCCUGCCUCAGAACCCUAACGCCGGGUUUGUCACGCCGAUGAACCCUGGCAUGCAGCAAGUACCCAAUGCUCGGAAUCCCAGCAUGGGUGGACCUUCGCAAUUUGCUUCCCCCGCCAUGGCUCACCUUGGCCUGCCAGGAGCCCAGGGAUCGCCUCAUCUGACCGGCUCGGGACACGCGAGUCCUGCUCAGAGCCAUCUUGCCGGACCGCCCGGCAUGCAAGGUGCAGUUCAGCCUUCCCCAGUUGGCGUGAACAACAGCCCCAACGUCGGUGGUAACAAGCGCCGCCGUGCCAGCACCGUCAAGAAUGAGCCUGAUGACGGUGGUGCAGGUGGCGAAGUCAAUGGCACUGUCCAAGGGACCGCCAAGGUCAAGGCCAGCCCUAGAGUGCCCAAACGACAGAAGGGGGCCGCAGCCUGA
Molecule: messenger RNA, 1950 nt
Organism: Penicillium daleae
Lineage: Eukaryota; Fungi; Ascomycota; Eurotiomycetes; Eurotiales; Aspergillaceae
Product: LIM domain-binding protein
Exons: 5
Coding region: 1-1950 (649 amino acids)
Biological process (GO): negative regulation of transcription by RNA polymerase II; positive regulation of transcription by RNA polymerase II
Cellular component (GO): transcription regulator complex; nucleus
Source: RefSeq, a predicted model, not a curated record